Hypanus sabinus (Atlantic stingray) is the source of this 3033-nucleotide messenger RNA. Its product is annotated as zinc finger protein 345-like. The record is from RefSeq and is a predicted model, not a curated record. The coding region runs from base 429 to 2633 and encodes 734 amino acids. The transcript is spliced from 3 exons. Gene Ontology annotation, cellular component: nucleus. NCBI's taxonomy places the organism in Eukaryota, Metazoa, Chordata, Chondrichthyes, Myliobatiformes, Dasyatidae.
AGGCUCGGGCCCGGACACCCUCACCGCCACUGACCCGCGUACCCGCAGCUGCAGCCAGUCUCCGCCCCACGCCAGCGGAUGUGACGCGCUCAGGUUGGGCGCGACGCCCGCUGGGAGUUGUAGUCACGUGGCCCAGUCUGGGAUCGCACUCCCAUUGGGCGUACGACGGUGUCACAAGCGAAUCGUGGGGCGCGAGACUCGGUGGUGCGCGGACGAGGCCGGAGCGGCGGUUGUAAGCGACGGUGCCGGCGGCUUCGGGGAGAGCCGGCUCCUCGAUCGGCGGCACAAGGCAGGCCUCUCCCUCUCCCCCGUCCCUGCCUUGCACACAGGCCGCGGCGUCCUGCACGGAUUUCCGGAAUUGGUGACGAACCCGCGGCACUGAGGGAGCGUGGGGGACGAGGCCUGGAGAGGAGGGACGUGACAGCUCGAUGGAGACGGAGAGCGACGUGGUGAUCGAGCACCAGUAUAUGUGCUCGGAGUGCGGACAGCUGUACAACACGCUGGAGGAGGUGCUGCUGCACCAGCAGAGCCACGGCUGGCUGCACGUGCUGGUGUGCCCCGAGCUGGCCGAGGGGGAGGUCAAGGGGCUGGGCCUGGCACCCGCUGGCGACGAGGCUGAGAGCCGCUUCCAGUGCCUGGAGUGUGGGCAGCUGCUGAACAGCCCCGAGGAGCUGCUGCAGCAUCAGGGGGCACACGCCAAGGAGGCCGUGGUCUGCAGCAGGCUCGACGAGGGCACCGCGGAGAGCCAGGCUGCCCUGGCGGAGAGCACCCACCAUUACGAAUGCUCGGAGUGUCUGCAGAUAUUCCUGAGCUCGGAGGAGGCGCUGGCUCACCAGCGGACCCACAGCGAGGAGCCGUCACCGUGUGGCGGGGAGAGCGUGGAGACGGACGCCCCAGCAGGUGGGGAGGGGCAGCAGGAUCAGCAGCAGUGCCCAGAGUGCGGCCAGGUCCUGAGCAGCGUGCAGGAGCUGUUGCAGCACCAGGCCCUGCACGCCAAGGCUCCUCCCCACCCGGAGCCCCCGCCGACCCCCCUGGAAUGCGCCGAGUGCGGUAAGGCCUUCAGCACAGCCCGGCGGCUGCUGCAGCACGAGCGGAGCCACCUGGGCCAGCCCCACCCCUGCCAGGAGUGCGGCCGCUCCUUCCGCAAGGCCUCUUCCCUGGAGCAGCACCAGCGCGCCCACCGGGGCGAGGUGCUUUACCUGUGCACGGACUGCGGCCGCGGCUUCGGCACCGAGACGGCGCUGGUGCAACACCGGCGGCUGCACACCGAGGACCCCCUGCACCGCUGCGCCCAGUGCGGCAAGGCCUUCCACAACAUGACCAAGUUCCUGUACCACCGGCGCACUCACUCUGCCACCGACAAAGGCACGACGCCGGCCCGGAAGGACGGCCCAGCAGAGGCGCCGGGGGGAGCAGAGCCGGCCGGGGACGGGGCACCGCACCGCUGCGGGCUCUGCGGCGAGGAAUUCGCCGAGCCUGUGCAACUGCUGCGCCACCGGCGCCAGGCGCACGCGGGCCAGCGCCGGCACGCCUGCCCGGUCUGCGGCAAGGCCUUCCGCAAGCCGGUGCACGUCCGCAACCACCUGCGCACCCACACCGGCGAGCGACCCUUCCAGUGCGCCGAGUGCGGCAAGACCUUCACUACGCUAGCCAACCUGGCCCGGCACCACCAGACCCACACUGGUGAACGGCCCCACCGCUGCGACCUUUGCCCCCGCGCCUUCGCCCAGUCCUCCAACCUGCGGCAGCACCGCCGGCUGCACACUGGCGAGCUGCCCCACCGCUGCCCGGACUGCCCGCGGGCCUUUGGCCGCGCCUCCAAGCUCCGGCAGCACCAGCUGCGCCAUGGUGCCCAGCCCGCGCUCCGCUGCGCCGAGUGCGGCCGCGGCUUCGCCCACCGCCGGCGUCUGGAGCUACACCGGCUGCUGCACGCCGGCCAGGAGCCCCACCGCUGCCCAGACUGCGGCCGCCAAUUCGCCGAGCCCUCCAGCCUGGAGGGGCACCAUUGCGCCGCCACUGAGGGUGGCCACACCGGCUCCCUCGAGUGCGAGAGCUGCGGCCGCCUCUGUCGCUCGCCGGCCGCCCUGCAGCUUCACCAGCGGGUGCACACUGGCGAGCGCCCCUUCCGCUGCGGCCAGUGCGGCAAGGCCUUCGCCGGCAGCGGCGGCCUGCGGCUCCACGAGCGUCGACACACCGGCGAGCGGCCCCACCCCUGUCCCGACUGCGGCAAGCGCUUCAGUUCCGCCUCGGCCCUGCUGCUGCACCGGCGGGUGCACACAGGCGAGCGGCCCUUCCGCUGUGCGGACUGCGGCAAGGCCUUCAAGCAGUCCAACCACCUGCGGGAGCACCGGCGCACCCACACCGGCGAGCGGCCCUACCGCUGCGAGACCUGCGGCAAGGCCUUCGUGCAGUCCAUGCACCUGCUCGACCACCGGCGAGUACACACCGGGGAGCGGCCACACCGCUGCCGCCACUGCGGCAAGGCCUUCAAGACCCCCUCCAACCUGCGCAGCCACUGGCGCACCCAUGCCGCCCAGCCGACGCUCUGUGCCGAGCUCGGCGAGACCUUCACUGUCAUCAGGCCUGCCGAUUCCAUCCCCACCACCAUCGUGGGCACCAUCGAAAUCUACUAACCUCAGCCUUGUGGGCUGGAGAGUGGGGGUGGCGGUCAGAGUCAGAGAGUGGAUUCCCUGCUAUCUGUGUGUGUGUGUUUGUCUUUCCUCCUCCCACACUCCCCCUCCCACUCCCCCUCGCGCCUCUCCCUCUCUCAUGUCUGCCGCUCUGUGAUUGUAUGUGCACACCUGUCACUCUUGGCUCAGCAAACAUACCCCAUUCCCCCACUCAGACAUGGAAGGGGAGGGGUGGAGGGAGGGUGUACAUAAAUAUGUAAAUUUUGCAAAGGUUUAUAAGGCAAACAAUGUACAUUUGGGUCUUUUUUUCUGCUGCUUUGGCUGGCGAUGUUUUCAGCCGUCGUGGGGAGUGAUGGAUUGGUUGAUGAUGUUACUUGCGAAAUACAACUGUUACCUGAACUGC